UUAGCAGAGUUUAGUACUUGUUUUUGUUAGCAGCAAACAAAUUUAAAAAAAAAAAAAUGAAGGUAGCAGUGAUCUCAAUGUUGGUAGUUGUAGCCAUGGUUCACUUCAUGGUGACACCAGGAGAGGCUAUUGAUUGUGGAAAAGUGAGCUCCUGUUUGGCUCCUUGCAUUCCCUUCUUGACAGGAAGGGACGCUUCUCCGUCAACUGGGUGUUGCGGUGGAGUGAAGAAUUUGAACGCACUUGCUCAGACUACUGCUGACCGGAGAGCUGCUUGUGAUUGUAUUAAGACAGCAGCCGCUCGAUAUCCAAACAUAAACGCCGACGCAGCCUCUUCACUUCCUAAGAAAUGUGGGAUUGACUUCAAUAUUCCCAUCUCCAAAUCCACCAAUUGUCAGGCCAUUAACUAAGAUGAUGAGGACGUAUCGCUGGUGAAGAAUAAAGCUACAUUACUACAUGUGGAAGCUUUGGGUGCUAGCUAGCUUCCUGCAUCUCCAUUUUAUUUCAUUACUUUCAAAU
This is a messenger RNA of Hevea brasiliensis (rubber tree), 516 nucleotides long. RefSeq names its product non-specific lipid-transfer protein A-like. The record is from RefSeq and is a predicted model, not a curated record. Bases 57 to 407 code for a protein of 116 amino acids. Gene Ontology annotation, biological process: lipid transport. The transcript has 2 exons. Gene Ontology annotation, cellular component: membrane. Gene Ontology annotation, molecular function: lipid binding. NCBI's taxonomy places the organism in Eukaryota, Viridiplantae, Streptophyta, Magnoliopsida, Malpighiales, Euphorbiaceae.